AUGAGUUCCAGCGGGGGAGAUGCGAAGCUCUUCGCUAGGGGCAAGGUCGCAGAGUUACGACAAGAACUCAACAGCGGCGGCAAGAAGGACAAGAACUAUUCGGCCAAGAAGAUUGCCCUGAAGAAAAUCGUCGCGAAUAUGACUAUGAGUAACAACGAUAUGGUCGGCUUGUUUCCAGAUGUGAUAGGAUGCAUGAAUCUGCCGAGCUUGGAGAUAAAAAAGAUGUGCUUCCUCUUCUUGGUUAAUUAUUCAAGAAUGAAACCGGAAAUUGCAUUGAAGGCGCUGCCGGUCUUAGUCGAUGACAUGGAAGACUCAAACCCCCUCGUACGCGCACUGGCGCUUCGGACCAUCUCCUACAUUCAUGUGCGCGAGUUUGUCGAGGCAACUAUUCAACCUGUCAAACGGUUGAUGGGAGAUAUGGACCCCUACGUUCGCAAAACUGCUGCGUUGUGUGUCGCCAAGCUCUACGAGCACGAUAAGAAGAUGGUCGAGAGCUCCGACCUGAUCGAUCGGUUGAAUCAAAUGCUUAAAGAUGAGAAUCCGACGGUUGUCUCUAGUGUUCUUGCCUCCUUAGUGGACAUUUGGGGUCGCAGUGAAACCAUCUCUCUAACGAUCGACUACACGAGUGCGUCGAAACUGGUUUCCAUCUUGCCAGAUUGUUCCGAAUGGGGACAAACGUACAUUCUCGAGGCUCUAAUGUCAUAUGUUCCACAAGAUUCUGCAGAGGCACUCUUGCUAGCAGAACGAAUAGCCCCGCGCCUUUCACACUCCAACUCGGCUGUUGUCCUCACUUCCAUCCGUGUCAUCCUCUACCUCAUGAACUACAUUGCCGGUGAAAGGCAUAUCACAUCCCUGUCGAAAAAGCUAUCACCACCGCUGGUCACCCUCCUGUCGAAGCCGCCCGAAGUUCAAUACUUGGCGCUUCGAAAUGCCAUACUCAUACUCCAGAAGAGACCCGAAGUUCUACGCAACGAUAUCCGGGUGUUUUUCUGUAACUACAAUGAUCCCAUAUAUGUGAAGGUGACCAAACUUGAGCUCAUAUUCAUGCUGACCACGAAGGAGAACAUAUCGGUUGUCCUGGCGGAAUUGCGAGAAUAUGCCACGGAGAUUGAUGUCCAUUUCGUACGCAAGGCUGUACGCGCGAUUGGAAAGCUGGCGAUCAAGAUCGAGUCUGCCGCCCGGCAAUGUAUCGAUACGCUUCUCGAUCUGGUAAACGCCAAAAUCCCUUAUAUCGUACAGGAAGCCACAGUUGUCAUUCGGAAUAUCUUCCGCAAGUACCCCAACCAGUACGAAAGUAUCAUCGGCCAGGUCAUCCAAAACAUCGACGACCUCGACGAGCCUGAGGCCAAAGCUGCCAUCAUAUGGAUCAUCGGACAAUACGCUGACCGGAUCGAAAAUUCGGACGGCCUUCUCCAAGACUACCUCGCCACAUUCCAUGACGAAACCGUCGAGGUUCAACUGGCCCUCCUGACCGCCACAGUGAAGUUCUUCAUCCAACGUCCCACAAAGGGCCAACAACUCGUCCCACAAGUCCUGAAAUGGUGCACCGAGGAGACCGACGACCCGGACCUCCGAGACAGAGGAUACAUGUACUGGCGUCUACUGUCGACCGAUCCCGCCACCGCGCGACAGAUCGUAAUGGGCCAGAAGCCACCGAUCAGCGCAGAAAGCGAGAAACUCGACUCGCGUACCCUGGAAGAGCUCUGUCUGAACGUCGGCACCCUGGCCACAGUGUACCUGAAACCGGUGCAGCAAGUGUUCCGCUCGGCGCGCACUCGUCGAUUACAGUAUAGCCCUGCGUUGCAGAGACCUGCCGAAGAUCAUGGCAAUGGUUCCUGGCAAUUCCCCGCCACGCCUGCCACCACUACCAGCUUCACCACCGGCGGUGCCACAAUCGUUUCUUCUAGCUCGCCAACCUCGCCGGUGAAUGGAUCGGUACAGGCCCCCGGUGACAUGAAUGCGGCCGUGAGUGCAGCCGACGUAUACUUCAAUAAUGUCGGCAGUCAACAAAUGGCGGCUCUAGACCUGGGAGGUCGUGGGGAUGGUGGUGUUGGCGGUGGUGGAGCGUCCCAGAUGCAGUACGUAGUCAAUCAGAACCAGCAGCAGGUGUAUCAGCCUCAGUUGGCCGGUGUAGCAGCGACAGGGGAGUUAUUAUUAUUGUGA
Molecule: messenger RNA, 2163 nt
Organism: Aspergillus tanneri
Lineage: Eukaryota; Fungi; Ascomycota; Eurotiomycetes; Eurotiales; Aspergillaceae
Product: putative AP-2 adaptor complex subunit beta
Exons: 6
Coding region: 1-2163 (720 amino acids)
Biological process (GO): vesicle-mediated transport; intracellular protein transport
Cellular component (GO): membrane coat
Molecular function (GO): clathrin binding
Source: RefSeq, a predicted model, not a curated record